AUGGUAUAUGUGGGUCUUAUGGAGUCUACUCCACCCAAGGAAGCAUUCAUUCAUGCAGUUGUGUGCAUGGCUUCCACCCAAGAAAUGCUACUACUUGGAGACUGCCCCUCCAUCAAUGGCACCACAGAGAAUUUCCUCCAAGUCAGUGAUAAGUCCUUGUCUGAUCAAGAAGUUGUUCAAUAUACCCAAGAGUCUACUCUACAAGGAUGCAAAACUGCUUGUCUCAACAAUUGUUCCUGCAUGGCCUUUGCUUUCACUGAUUCAAAUUCUGCUGUUUGUAAAUUGUGGUUUGGCGAUUUGUUAGGCAUGCAGGCUACUUCUUCUGACAGCCAGCCCUUCUUCAUUCGAUUGGCUGCUUAUGAUCUGCCACCCAAUAGUAACAAAGGAAGAAGCAGCAGGGUAAUUGUGCUCUCCAUUUCAAUUCUGUUGGGUGUUGCUAUUUUGAGUAGUCUGUUCAUUGGCGCAUGGCUUAUUCAUCGCAGGCGUAGGAGACUGCUUCAGAAGAAUGUCAAGGAGUACGACACUCCAACAUCGCUCACAACAUUCACCUACAAAGAGCUCAAAAUUGCAAGUAAUAAUUUCGCCCAUAAGCUUGGAAAGGGAGCAUUUGGCUUUGUCUACAAAGCAACCCUGCCAAACAAUACCCUUGUGGCAGUGAAAAAAUUAGAGGGUUCUGCACAAGCAGAAAAGCAAUUCCGUGCAGAAAUAAGUACCAUCGGAAACAUACAUCAUGUGAAUUUGGUGAGGCUCCGGGGAUUCUGUGUAGAUGAAUCUCAUAGAAUGCUUGUUUAUGACUACAUGCAAAAUGGGUCUCUCAACUCUUUCUUGUCCGGCAAGACCAGAGAAGCAGACAAGGUGUUGGAUUGGAAUACCAGAUUUCAGAUCGCUUUAGGCACUGCAAGAGGGUUACUCUAUCCUCAUGAAGAAUGCAAAGAUCGCAUCAUCCAUUGCGAUAUCAAGCUAGAAAAUAUUCUUCUAGAUGUUGAUUUCUCUCCAAAAGCAGACCAAAGCUUGUUGGCAGAGAUUUCAGUAGAGUGCUGA
Messenger RNA from Cryptomeria japonica (Japanese cedar), 1041 nucleotides. Its product is annotated as G-type lectin S-receptor-like serine/threonine-protein kinase At2g19130. Lineage: Eukaryota; Viridiplantae; Streptophyta; Pinopsida; Cupressales; Cupressaceae. The record is from RefSeq and is a predicted model, not a curated record. Bases 1 to 1041 code for a protein of 346 amino acids. Gene Ontology annotation, molecular function: protein kinase activity; ATP binding. The transcript has a single exon. Gene Ontology annotation, biological process: protein phosphorylation.